Messenger RNA from Episyrphus balteatus (marmalade hoverfly), 3131 nucleotides. RefSeq names its product rab11 family-interacting protein 3 (gene nuf). Lineage: Eukaryota; Metazoa; Arthropoda; Insecta; Diptera; Syrphidae. Gene Ontology annotation, biological process: regulation of cytokinesis; endocytic recycling. The coding region runs from base 1263 to 2711 and encodes 482 amino acids. Gene Ontology annotation, cellular component: endocytic vesicle; cleavage furrow; midbody. The record is from RefSeq and is a predicted model, not a curated record. The transcript is spliced from 13 exons.
UCGGUAAAGUUGAACGUGUGUUGUUUUUUCUUCGUCGUCUAUGGUUCGGCUUUUAUGCAUGGUCAGCAUUUAUUUUUAUAAUCCAACAUCAAGUCUAAGAAGCGUGACAUCUCAAAAUAAAUGCAUUUUUGUCAGUAAACUCAAACAAAAAUACAUCGUUUCCGUCAACUUUUAAAAGAGUUGAGUAAAUAAUACAAACACAAAAACUCACCUGUCCGUCCAUCAUAAACGUCAUUCGGGUUGGUUAUUUAAAAAAACAAAUAACAGUAUUUACCUACAAUUUUAGAUCUAAAACCUAAAUCAACACGCACUUUUAUUGAACAACGGUUGACAAAGCUAUUUUGUUUGAUCGUUAAGAUUGAUAACAUUUUUUUUCAUAUCGUUAUUUUUUUAUUAACUUACCGUUACAACGAUCUCUGUGCAUGUUCUUUUACACUAUUUUUUCGUUAACAUUUUUAGAAAAAUAGUGAAACCCUAAAAAAGUCUUCAACAAAAAAAAGAUCCAAUCUCUCUAAGAAAAAUUUUCGCUUGAUCUCUUCUGUGAUCUCGUCGUUUCGUCGUCGUUGUCGCCGUCACCGUCAUAAAACGAUCAUACAUACCUGUCUCUAUACAACCAACACAUUUUGUUGUUGUUUUUCUUCUUUCAUAAAGAGUUUUUAAACAAGUGUUAGUGCCUGACCAAACACAUCGAUACACCGACACACCAUCUCACCGAGAGAUCGCAUCGUUUUUCUGUGUCGUCAUCAACUCACCUGUAUUAUUUAUUCUGUAUAUUGGAAUUCGUCGUUUGUUUUUGUUUUAUUUUUCCUUGCUCAAAUUGCACAUGUGUGUAUACUGUGUUUAUAUUUGAAUGUGUAUGUGAGUUACCUACCUGUUUUGAGCGAUUACACAUUUUUUUGUUGUUCGUUUUUUUUUCUCUUUUUUCGCGAAACUGUGAGAAAUUUUGUACCUAUAGUUUUUCUUGAUCGCGCGAUCAAAAAGUUUUUUGUAUAUAGAGAAAAGUCUUUUUUUCUAAAUAAACAUUAUUUUCUUCACGAUAUUUUCUCGUAGUGAUUAAUAAAGCAAUGUAAUUCGUGUUUAUUCGAAAUUUGAUUUUGCGGUACAUUUUCUCUAUUUUGUUACAAAUUAACAACAACAACCAACUAUACAACAGAGUCUCUCUGCUACCUACCUGCUGAUUGGAUAAAAAUAGCUCUUUAGAAAAUAUCAGAACUGGCGUCUUAAAAAAAUCAUUCAAAAUAAGUUUCUCAACAAAAACAAACAUGGCUCCAAUGCCCAGUAUUAAAAGUUCGGCAAAUGCUCCAACAUUCCUAUUUUCAACAGCCGAUUCUGGUGAUUCAAGUCCAACACCAUCAAGUCCACCAAGUACAGAUGUGCCGAAAUCACAGUGUUCCUCACUUUCCGAGGGUGAGUCCUUUGAGGGUUAUGGAGAAGGUGAAGGUGGCAGCAGUGUUGGUGGUCUAGCACGCACCGUCCUAAAUGAUGGCAAUAACAACAUAAAUACCGCUGGUGGUGUUGAACUCGAAUUGGCACCACAUGAAAACUCAACUCCUAGCGAUGAAGACCGCAAUAUCAUUCCAAGAGACAACUGGGCACGAAUGAGUCUCCGAAGAACGCCCACAAGCAAUCCCGAUAGCUUUUCAAAUCGUCGUUGGGGCUCCAUGAGACAUUCUGGCAGACGCAAGCUUGGUUCAAAUGCCUUAGCUAGUCAUCUUUACAGAUCGUCGAGUUUUAACUCAUCAGGUAGGAGCUCAAACUGUGAUACAACUGAAGACAUGUACAGCGAUGUUAGUCUAGAAGACGUCCAAGAUUUAAGUCAUAAGUUGGAAUUGUUGCAGCGACAAGUUACAGACUUGGCAGAUACACAAACAGAUAGAACAACGCGUACAAAAACAGAGUAUGCUGUAUUACAGACUCGGUACCAUAUGCUCGAGGAGCAGUUUAGAGAGUCGGAACUUCGUGCCGAAGAACGGUUAGCCGAAGAACAAAAACGCCAUCGUGAACUUCUAGCUCGGCACGAGCGUGAAGCCGCAUUACAAAAUGAAAAUUGCCAAAUUAAGAUAAGAACCAUUGAGAUCGAGGCGAAUGCCUUGCGAGAAGAAGCACAAAGAUUACGAGUUUUAUGUGACAAACAAGCGAGUGAUCUACACAAUACUGAAGAAAAAUUAGAACUUGCUCGCGAUAGUAUUGUGUCGCUGCAACAGGAUCUGAGCAAUGCCAAUUUACUUGAACGUAAAUACGAGCAAGAGAAGAAGGCAUCCGAAGAUCUAAUGGUUGAGAUGAGUCGUGAACUUGAGCGAUUGCGUUCGGAAAGUGGACGACCAGCAAUGCCAAGUACAUCACCGGAGGCACUAAGACUGGAAGAACUGCAUCAGGAGUUGGAUGAAUUAAGAAUACAAAAUAAAUCUCUCGAAGAACAAAAUGAAGAACUUCAAGCAGCAGUUUUGACUCGAGGUGUGGAAGAAGGUAGACAUCUUCUUAAUGGCACUUUAAAUAGUUUGGCACAAGAACUGGAGGAAAUGUCCCAAACGCAGGAUUCUGUGGAUUCAGCCACAAUGGCAUCAUUGAGCCAGCUUCAGCAAGCCUUCCAAGAAAAAGAAGAUGAAAAUACGCGGCUCAAACAUUACAUCGAUACCAUCCUGCUUAACAUCGUUGAAAACUAUCCACAAUUAUUGGAAGUGAAACCCAUCGAUCGUAGUGCGCAAAAUUAAAAAUAAAUAAUAAAUUUUGAAACAAAAAAAAACCCUUAAUUCAUAAGUAACAUAAAUUUUAAAUAAAAAAAAAAAAUAGAAAUAAUUAAUUAAAUUGUAUAAUAAAAAUAAAAAAAAAUCUCACAUCAUUAAACCCUCACAAAAUUAAAAAAUUAUGUCAUAAAAAUAUUUAAAGAGAAAAAAUUGACUUAACAAUAAAAAAAAAUUAAAUUAAAUAAACUCCCAUAUAUAUUAUAGAAAAAAAAAACGUAAAAAUUUCUUAAUGAUAUAGUUUUUAGGUAAAAAUAAACAAACAAACAAAAAUAUUUGUUACAAAUAUUUAGAUGAACAUUUUUUUAGGGCGCAACUAAAAAUUGUGUGUCGUUGAAUUCAUUUUUAUACCUGCGUGUAGUAAUAAUAUUUAACAGAAAAAUUAAAAAU